AAAGCACCUGGGAGAACGUUAUUCCCUGGGUUUAUUAUGUUCUCACAAUCAGCGAUCAGUCGACUCAACUCCGCUUGUGAGGGGGAAAAAAGACGAGCUCGAGCGAGACGGCCACACUGUCAGCGCCAUGUUCACUUCAACGUUUAUAAAGCAUCGGUUAAUUAGCUACCUGUCCAUUGUCUAGGGCCGCGGACUAACUAAUUAAGGUUAUUGUAACUAAGUGUGUGUGCUGUGAUGAUAAUUGUACUGUCGUAGGCGAAAAUAUCCAAAUGGUUGUUUUUGCUAGCCGUGGGCCUAUUUUCCGGCUAACCUAGCUGCCUUAGCUUGAUAGCUAACAUUAGCAACGCCGUUGCCAACGGAAAGAUAGGUUGGGCUAACGGCUAAAGUUAAUGGUAACGUUUGUUUGAGAUUCAUUGGUGCUUCGCUUUUAUGCGUCGUCCAGUAAACACGUUCCGGAGUCGUUAGACGUCGUUUAUUAACCGUUCAGCUGUGGCGUUACUCGUCUAGUUAGCGUAAACCUUGGAGGCUAGGCUAACGUUAGCUCUGCGCACUUCGAAAUCAAAUCCCAGUCGCCGUGUUUUUGCCCAAACAGAAUUUGUAUGGAAACGGGUUGUGCUUGUGAUCCCUUUCAUUUAAUGCGCCUUUCGUCCCCUCUUACACGCUGAUUAUGUUCCAAAUCUCUAUCUUAAUCGACUAAUACGUUUCUUCUACUUGUUGUUCUUCCAUAUUUGUUAACGGAUCUUUUAAUCACAGCCGUGUCCUCACUGACUCGUCCCAGACCCCACAAAAGUUCCCUAAAGUGUGUAAAACGUCUGCAAAGCAUCCCGAAGUGUUUCAAAACAUAAAGUUCCCUUUUCCCAGUUGCCCCCCCUUCAGUCCCACAAACCCCACUAGUGACCCUUAAAGCUUAGGGUGCAAGGUUGUUCAUGGUUUUCAGUGCAAAAUAUGGAGAAAGCCUGUCACAGCCAGAGGAUGGAGAACUGGAAGAGGGCGAGUUGGAAGAUGAUGGGGGAGAAAUGGAGCAGAUGGGUGGAGGUGUGUCUGCAGCAGGAGGUGGAGAAAAUGGCGGCGAGGAGGCAGGCGGAGGAGGUGAAGCUGCAGGAGAUGGGGCUGGAGAGAGGCCUCCUCGGAGCCGGGACCGCCAUGUGAGCAGUGACUCUGAUGGUGAAAGAGCCCAUCGUCGCAAAAGGAAGAGGAAGAAAGAGAGGGAACGAGAAAGGGAGAAACGGAGAGCCAAGAAGAAACGCAAAUCCAAACACAAACGUCACCCAUCCUCUGAUGAUGACCACUCUGACUACAGCGAUGACUCUGACUACAGUCCCAAUGAGAAGAGGAAGUAUAGAGAGUACAGUCCUCAGUACCCUCCAGCUUCUCAUGGAGGCUACGGUGGCUCCAAAAAGGGCUACAUGAAGAUGGAAAAGCAGAGCUACGGCGGCUACGAUGAGUAUGAUGAGGACAACUAUGAGGGAGAGGAGGAUGAGGAUGUGGGAGAUGAAGAUUAUGAUGACUUUACCAAGGAGCUCAACCAGUACCGCAAAGCCAAAGAGGGUGGAGGUGGCCGUGGUGGUCGAGGGGGCAAAGGGCGUAUGAAGGGCAUGAGAGGCCGAGGAGGAAUGAGGGGGGGGAGAAGAGGAAGGGGAGGAGGCAGAGGGAGAGGGGGGAGAGGUGGAGGAGGAAAGAUGGGCGGAGACAACGAUGAUGGAGAUGGCUACGGAGACGAUAUGGAGUAUGGGGAGGAUGACUAUGACAACAUGGGAGAUGAUGAUUAUGAUGACUACUCAAAAGAACUGAAUCAGUACAAAAAGUCUAAGGGCAGAGGAGGUAAAGGACUCAGAGGACGAGGUCGAGGCAAAGGACCGCGGGGUAUGAUCAGAGGAGGAAAGGGUCGAAACCGGGGUAGAGGAAGAGGUGACAUGGGAAAUGAUGAUGACCACGGAGACAUGGACAAUGGGGACGGAGGUGAUGGACCAGGAAGGAGGAAUCACAACGAUAAACACCAAGAUAAGAAAGGAAAAGCCAUUUGCAAGUACUACAUCGAGGGUAGAUGCACCUGGGGGGACCACUGCAACUUUAGCCAUGACAUUGAACUGCCCAAGAAGAAGGAGCUGUGCAAGUUCUACAUAACUGGAUUUUGUGCUCGUGCCAAUCACUGCCCUUACAUGCAUGGUGAAUUCCCCUGUAAGCUGUUCCACACCACAGGUAGCUGUGUCAAUGGUGACGAAUGUAUGUUCUCUCAUGAAACUCUCAACGAAGACACUCAGGAGCUGCUCAACAAGAUGCUGGCAGAGGAUGCAGAGGCUGGAGCUGAGGAUGAGAAAGAGGUGGAGGAGCUGAAGAAACAGGGAAUAAACCCUCUUCCCAAACCUCCUCCUGGAGUUGGGCUCCUGCCCACACCACCUCGGCCUGUUUCUAUGGACACCAAUUCAGGGCCAGCAGAUUUUGGCGGGCCUUUAGUGGGGGACUUUGGUGGUCUACCAGGACCUAACCAGGGGCCAGUUUCAAUGAAAGGUCCUCCAGGACCAGCACCAGGGCCUGUUUCUGGCCCUGACCCAUGUCCUGGUCCCCCUAUCCAUGGACCUGAUGGAAGUAUCUUUCAAGGUGGUCCUCCAAUUUCAAGUGGUCCACCUCCCCAUAUGGGUCCCCCACCCCCUGGUGCUGUUGGUGGUGGUGCAUGUGGUGCAGGGAAGAAGAUCCCCUCACUGUUUGAGAUUAAAGUUCAGCCGACAGGACAGCUGGCUCAAAAACUUGCUGUCAGGAGCCAAACACCCAGCACCAAUCCGGGUCAGACUACUGCACCUGGACCCCAGGGAGCCCCUGGUGCACCCCCUCCCCGCUUUCCUGCCCCUCCAGGCAUGUUGUCCCCUGAAAUGCAGAACAUGGGGAUGAACCAGGCCCCUCCAAACAUGGGCCCUCCUAUGUUGGGAGGAUUUGCAGCUGGUGACGGCCCUCCACACGGGGGUACCAUGCCUCAAGGUCCUCCUCAGGGAGGAGGAAACUUUUUUAAUAACUUCUUCAAUCAGCAGGAGGGUAUGAAGAUGGAGGGGGUGGUAGAAGAAGGUGACAACUAUCAGGGCUUUUCUGGCGUAGAUGAGCGAGGAGGAACAGGGAAAUUUGGAAAUCAGUCAAGUGGUCAAGAAGGUUCUGGUAAUGGUGCUUCAAGCAAUCAAGGAGGGAUUUCUGUGCCAGACUUCCUUCCUCCAACUCAGCGUGUCCUGUUCAUGAGAAUCCAACAAAAGCAACAAGAGGAAGAGGAAAGGGCUCGCAGAAUGGCUGAAGGAGGAGCAGAGAAGAGUAGAGAUGCUGAAGGUGACUCAGGGAACUGGUACUCCAGUGAGGAUGAGGAUGGUGGUGGCAGUGUGACGUCCAUCUUGAAAACUCUCCGUCAGCAGACUCAGGCUUCUCAAAAAUCUGAAGGGCCCCCAAGUGACCCUCGUCUCCAAAAGGUCCCGGCUACCAGCCCAUUGACUCGGCCAGCAGAUCCUCGUUUGGCUCGGGACCCACGCCUGGCACGAGCUGCAGAGUCAGGCCAGGUCCCCGACUCCCACUCCAUGCCCCCUGUAUCCUCGUCUGGACCACCUGCAGACCCCAGGUUAGCCCGAAUGGCUGUGGCUGCCUCAGCAGGAGCCGGCUCCCACUUACCUCCUGCCUCUAAACCAGAACCACCUCUGGUCUACAAGCCCCCUCCUCUUACGGCCCCCGCAGCAGAUGAAGAGGAGACAGAACGUGUUCUACGGGACAAACCGGUGCCGAUUCCUUUAGACCCUCUGAUGGGGAUGGCUCUAAGAGACCCACGCUCCCAGCUACAGCAGUUCAGUCACAUCAAGAAGGAUAUUGUUCUGUACAUGCCUGCAUUUUCUAAAACCAUCACCUGGUCUCCUGAAGAUCUGCUUCCACUGCCUAUCCCUAAACAGGAUCUGCUCCCGCUCCCACCAGGCAUCCCUCCUGUGUCCUCCCUCGACUCGCGCAUCUCUCGCACUCAACAGCAGCAUCACACAUCGCUCCCUCACUCGCAGCCUCCUCCUGUACAGCCUCCUUCCUCCUUGGACCCCCCUGCCCCAUCCUCCUCCUCCAUCCCAGACUUUGAGCUGCUCUCACGCAUUUUAAAGACUGUCAACUCCAGUCCGUCCCAGUCACACUCGCCUCCUCUUAUUCCCCCUCCCGCCGCCUCUUUGGUGGGUUCACCUCCCCCCAUGCCCCCUGCACCUGCAGAAAAGCCUGUCGACCCCCGUAUGGCCCGGAAAGCCCCCACAGACCCCCGUCUCCAGCCACAGAAGUCAGCACUGAAACAACCGUCAGAUCCAGCCCCUUCGUCUGUUCCUCCUACAUCUCCAGGAGCAUCCUCCAGCCCUCCGCCGCCUGCUAUUGCCCCUUAUGAUCCCAGGCUGCUUUCCUCAGGGGUGGCAGGGCGCGGUGUGGGUACAGGAACACCAGGGGGAGCUAGUGUGCUGAGCAACAUCAGCCUUUAUGAUCCUCGGACUAACAAGCCAGGCAGCCCUGGUUCUGGCAGUGGCUCUAACAAUUCCCCCAAUUCAGCCAGCACAGAUUCCAAACUCAGUGACCCUGUUGCAGGUAAACCCAAGUCCAAGGAGCCCCUGUUCGUUCGUAAGUCUGCACUGGACCAACCAGAGCCAGAAAAAAGUGGAGAGCAAGGAACUGAUCGAUACAACAGCUAUAACAGGCCUCGCCCCAAGCCUGCACCGUCGCCUAACUCCACAGCCCAGGGAGGGCCUGGGGCAGGCGGGGCAGCCACAGCUGCGGGGCAGGGUGCUGCUGCUGACCAGGGCCCUGCAGGCAUCCACAACCUUCCUGUUUCAUCCCUGUUCGGGGUGGUGAAGCAGGCGGCAAAGCCUGGUGGGACAAGCAGCCCAUUUGGUGGAAACAGCCCUGCGCAGCCGGACCAGGCAGCGACGGAGCAGGACAACGCCUCGCUGAAGGACGUUUUCAAAGGCUUUGACCCCACUGCCUCACCCUUCUGCCAGUGAACCCACUCCCACACAAAAAACACACUGGAACCCUUACAUGUUCAGUUAUUGGCUUGUUUUAACAUUUUUGGACACUGAGGAGAUCAGUGAUAAGGAAAGAGAAGCGCACUGAGGCAGCUGCCUGUAAAACUGGCUCAAACAAGCCUUUAUGAACAGACUGAUAGACAAGCACACACUCAGUGUUGUAGAUUCAGAUUCUAUAAAAGACUCCCGGCUUUGCAGGAAGGGUUUAAAAUUAAAUCUAUAUUUUAAACAGCCGUAUCGAUGUAUAAAUAAAUGUAUCCUCAGUAUCUCAAUGCCUAAUAAAACAGUUAUUCUCACCACAGCAUAAACACAUUAUUUGUUAAUUUUAGUUUCACAUCUUGUUUUAUCAUCUUUCACUUUAGUUCUAAGCUUAUAUUUUGUGUUAAACUGAUGUGUUCUGUAUCUUGGGCAGGUCAGAUCAGGCAGAGUUUGGCACCAGAUGGGAGUAAAUGUCAUUCAAAAGAGAUCCAAACGAACAACAGACCUGCCUUAGCCUUAACUGACCUCGCUACACAGCAUCCAUCUUGUCACUAAGACUCACGUUUCCUGUAGAGAUAAACUUUAAUAUAUCUUCAGCUUAAAUUGUUGAGUAUUUAUUUUUCUAAUUUGCACAGUUAGUUUGUCAGUUUGUGUCCUAAAGGUGGUAAUGGAUGGUUUCUCGUCCAAGGCUCCUACAGCAGUUCAUGUACUGUUUCAGGUGUAAAGCUGCUGCUCAGCUGUGAGAGGAGGUGACCUCUGACCUUUGAGUGCUGCCUCCCUAACCACUUUUACCUGUUCCUAAAAGAAUAAAAGACUGUAAAUGUUGAACAAGCAAACCAUGAAUAACGUUUCAGGACAGGUCUGAUAAUUAGGAAUAGCAUCAGUGAGACUGAUGUUGAAACCACACUUCCUUUGAUCAGCUUUGAGUCACUGACCCGACACAUUUUAGCCUCUCGUGACAUUUUAAUAAAACAGUGGAAGACAAGUUUAUUUUGAACUUGUAUGGUGACAGAGUGACAAUCAGAAACUAGAUUUGGACCUUAAGUGAAUGAACCCACUUCAUUCAGUGCAUUAAACGGUGGAAGUCACACAUGAGUUGUGGCAUUUGUUCCCACUCUGCCUGAUAAACCCAUGAUGUUAUUGGCACGUGUUUAAAAUGCUUUUAAAUGUGGUCCUUUACUUUCUCCAGCAGGUGUAUCAGCUCUCAGCGUCCUCGCCGACUGUCCUGUGUAUAAAUGUUGAUCGUUCUAAUUUAUUUUUUAUACUGGAGUAAUUAUACUGUCUCCGCUGUCACUUCUGAACCCAAUCAUUUUACAUGUGGAGUAUGUGAUUACCUCUAACCUCAGUGUGAAGAGGAGACAGGCUUAUUUUUUUAUUAGUUCUAAUGACAGAUUCCCUAUUCGCCAGCGGAGGCUGUCGGCUGCGACGACUGUGACAGUGAUUCAUUUGUCUUUUCCUUUUUCCUUGGGUUUAACUGUACGUUUGUUUCUGUCCUCGCUCUGUAAAUUUGACCAGAGUUUUCUAACUGUACACUGUAGGUGAGAUUAUCAAAUUAUUUAAAUAAAGUUGGUACAUGAUCGACCAAUGA
This is a messenger RNA of Betta splendens (Siamese fighting fish), 6573 nucleotides long. It is a transcript of the gene zc3h4, whose product is annotated as zinc finger CCCH-type containing 4. NCBI's taxonomy places the organism in Eukaryota, Metazoa, Chordata, Actinopteri, Anabantiformes, Osphronemidae. The coding region runs from base 927 to 4982 and encodes 1351 amino acids. Gene Ontology annotation, biological process: negative regulation of DNA-templated transcription. The record is from RefSeq and is a predicted model, not a curated record. Gene Ontology annotation, molecular function: RNA binding; metal ion binding. The transcript has 14 exons. Gene Ontology annotation, cellular component: nucleus.